Molecule: messenger RNA, 657 nt
Organism: Aspergillus niger
Lineage: Eukaryota; Fungi; Ascomycota; Eurotiomycetes; Eurotiales; Aspergillaceae
Exons: 2
Coding region: 1-657 (218 amino acids)
Source: RefSeq, a predicted model, not a curated record
AUGAUUCCACCCCUCCCUACUCGGCCCCUCCGUCUGCAACCGCGCAUACUCAAUAGGAACCAAAUCCCUAAACACACCCGUCUUGAUCAUACUCUUCCGGAACAGCUUUCCACCGUCUCCAGCACCCGUGCGCAGUUCCUCACACGCAGCCUGCAUCGCCUGCCACUGUCUCUGCAGCUCCAGCUCGUGCUUCCGUCGCUGCUGCCCCUGGUACAGGUUCCAGGCGCGGUGGAUCGUCCAGUGGCGGAGGAAGCGAGUGCGGGAGAAUCGAAGGGGACGGGGAGUGAGUGGGUGGUGGAGGAAGUAGCGGAUCAAUGUGAUUCUGCGGUCGCCGCGGAAUCCGGACUCUUUUCUCUUUUGGAGCGAGAUGGUUGUGCUGAAUUGGGAUUGAGGCUGGAGUUGGGAUUGGCGGAGGGUGUUGGUGAUGGUGUUGCUGGUGAGGGUUGGGCGGGUCAUUGGGAUGCGGAAGACCGAUGCCAGGGAGGCGAGGACCGGGGAGAGGGUGCGCAUUUUGGUGGUGUUUCCUCUCUCUCUCUUUCUUUUUUCUGUCUCUGGGGGAUCGGUGCUGAGUUGAGGUUUGGUGGUGGUGGAGGUGGUGUUUCUGAGAAUGUUCGGAAGACAGACACUGCGCGCCGGAGCGGAAGUUUGAUUAGUUGA